CACACCUGAGAUUUACCUGACCAGACUGGCUGUCCAUGAAGGGGACAUUGCAGAAGUUCGUGGACGACGUCUUUGUUGCGAUCCUCAGUACGAAGCGUCCUCCUCCGAUCGCCGUCAGAUUCUUCUUUGACUUCCUGGACGAUAUGGCAGAGAAACAUGGCAUCGACGACCCAGAGACCGUCCACAUCUGGAAGACCAACAGUCUCCCUCUCAGGUUCUGGGUGAACAUCCUGAAGAAUCCUCAGUUUGUUUUGGACGUUCAGGUGACAGACAGCAUUGACGCCGUCCUGUCUGUCAUUGCUCAGACCUUCAUCGACUCCUGCACUACUUCGGAGCACAAAGUGGGACGGGACUCUCCUGUAAACAAACUGCUGUACGCCAGAGAGAUACCGCGAUACAAACAGCUGGUGGAGAGGUAUUACAGUGACAUCCACAGCGCUGCGUCUGGCUGUUAUCAGGAGAUGAACUCUACUCUGACUGAACUGUCUGGGAGUUUUGCCUCAGAGAUGAACAGUCUUGUUGCUCUUCAUGAACUCUACAAAUACAUCAACAAAUAUUACGACCAGAUCAUCAUGUCUCUGGAGGAAGACAGUUCGGGGCAGAAGAUGCAGUUGGCCUAUCGGCUGCAGCAGGUCGCCGCCCUGGUGGAGAACAAGGUCACUGACCUCUGAUGACCUCUGACCCUGAGCCCGUGCUGAGGAAGAGGAGGAUGAAGAAGCUCUGAGAGACUUCCUGUUAACACUGUGUCUUCCUGUGUGUGUGUGUGUGUGUGUGUACGUGGUCUUUAUAGUCAGACUCAGGAGCUCUUUAGGUUCCUUCUGCAGCAGCAAAAUAACCCCAACCAGACCUGAACCAGACCUAAACCAGACCUGAACCAGACCUGAACCUGGACCAACCUGGCUCCAGAAAACGACAAUCUAUCAAUCAGAUCAGGGAACAUCGUCAUCACCUGCUGCCUUGAGCUAUUUCCCAGAGUUCCCUGCUGUCUGCAGGAGUCAGAAAGCACAAUGUUAAUAUUUUCUAUUCUGAUCACAAGUAUUGAUUAUUGACCUGCUGGAUGCUUUUUAUCGAAAGUAUUUUUGCCUUUUCUACUAAAACCAGCACAUUGAACGCAAUAAUCAGGGAGAGUUUCUACAUUUUCAGCCUGAUUCCAGUUUCUGAUUCUAAUAUGAAUUAAUAAUAAUAUUAAUUAUUAAUCUGCUGCCUGGAACUCUCCAGGUAAUUUCACAACCUCAGGACCCUGUCCCGCACUCGUUUCCAGUCUUCCUCAGUUUCAGGUGGAGUCCACAUGGACUCACAAGGGUUCUCAGGUUUGUAUCGAUGUAAAUUAUUGGACAGUUGAUCAGCCAAUCAGCACACAGCAAAAGGAUGAGGGAACGUAGACCUUCUACCAUCUGCUGUAGAGGUCUUUACAGGUCCACAACUAAUAAGCUAACGUAGCUUUAGCUCUUUCAGAACAGCUUUCUAUUGGUCGACAGUGCGAAUUGAACUCAAAGGAAAAGAUUUUUACAGAUUUUAUUAUUUCAUUUAUUGUAAAUGAAAGUGAACGGAUUCUGUAGAAAACAUUUGAAAUGUGAGCCAGCUUUUAUACAUUUCUUCUGUGGAUGCUAGCAAUGUUGCCUGUUAGCUCCCUCAACAGUGAAUGUGACUAGUUCCUGAAACAAAGAAAUAAACCAACCACUAAGUUCCUGAGUUGAACCAAAAACAGGUGCCAGUAGUCCUGGUACUUCAGCACAACCCCCACCCUCAUUCUUCUGGUGUUUUUUAUCCUUUUUAACAAGGACAUUUUCAGUGCUGUCUUCUUAGCAUUGAGCUAGCUGUGUUUACACAGAGACACAAGUUGUGAAAUCCUUCCGCACUCUCACUGUAAGAGUCCAUCAGUUCACACUGUUAGUGAGGCAGAAUGCACUGUGAGGACCCAGAUGUUUCAUAACGCUCAAAACAUUGGAUACUUCUGGCACUCAGCGGGCGCCAUUUUCUCUACGUAGUGGAAGGGGAGCGACCACCAGAACAGACUUGGCAUAGACGGUGUAAUUUCCACCUCGCAUGAAACAGGGACACGCAGGAGAUAAAAGUAGAAGCAGGAUCAUUUUGGAUUUAUAUCGUGAUGAAAUCCAGGCGCUAAGGCUGUGCGGUUGUAAAACGCCUUAGAAGAAGAAGGUGACACUACGCUGCUUAAAUAAUUACUGCACUAGUAAGUACAUAGCGUGGAUAAUAAUAAUGUAAAUAAUAGCGUAUACUAACGGAAGUAUUCGACACAGCGUCAGUUUCUUAUUGAGUACGUCGCUGCUGUACGCAGCGUUUUAUAAAUACUGCACUUGCUAGGCGACAUCAAAGUAUCAAAGUAGUUAUUUUUAGGCAAUUAUUUCACAACUUCUAUUGUAUAUAUAGGCCUCGGAAAAAAUAUUGAGGUCCAGACAUCGGUGACCUCAGUGGUGGGUACCGCCAUUCUCACUGAGGAGGCAGUACUCAAUAAGUAGUAAGGGUACUCAUGUGGACAAACAUCAGUAGUACCAGUACUGGCCGAUUUCAGGCACUGCUGUUAAAACAGAAGGAAACUAGAAUCAGACAGAAAAUUUAGUUUAACAUUAAACAUGCUGAAUGAACAAAGAGCUGAUCAAUGAUCAAUCACAAAUCUGAGGGAGGACAUUAAACUGUGUGUGUGUGUUUGCUGGUUACUAUCUUAUGUGUACAAAGUCCUAUUUAUACCGAUUUAUCCCAGCUGUGCCUUCACUCUUGCAGCUAGGUGGCACUGUCUGUCUGUUUUGACAGCAGCCUAAUUGAUAUUGUGUCCCAGUGCAUUAUGGGAAGAUAAAUUAGUUUAAAUGUUUACCUCUUAUUGAACCAUUGAGUGAAAACAGCACUGACUUACACCAACACUGACUCAUCAUGUACAGAUACCCCAGACUGAUCCCAAAAAGCCUGAGUCUCGCUAACAGCUAGCAUAACAUAAGAUAUAACAUUAUGCUAGGUUGAAAACAAUCUUAACUCAUUGACUCUGUUGUGUUUCAAGAUCAAGAAUGAUCUGUCACAUUAAAAUAUGCUAACGUUUAUAACUUGUUUUUAGCUACUAUGAUACAGGCUAGCCUAAAUGCUAGCAGCUGCUAGCUAGCUAACAACAAACUGCUUCAAAUGUUACUGACAGGAUGUUACAACUGUGUAAUAUCUUUAAAGAGCCUGCUGGCUAUAACACUGGAUAUGUCAUAUAUGUUAUAUAUGUAAUAUAUGUUUUCCUCGGGAGGAUAAACCUGUCAUAUCAACAAACAAACAGCAACAACCAGCAUGUUUAAGUGCAACAUAUAGCGUUACACGAUGGGUUCACUGUAUUUACACUGUGUGUGGACACAAACCUUCGGCUAUUAACAGCUAGCAUAGGUCUCACUUUUAGCUUGUUUUGUUGAUUUAACGUGUGCAAAGCCACAUUGCUUCCUAACACACAGGCUGAACCCAAAUAUCUGAGCGCCCUCAGACUGAUGGGCUUCACUCGAUAUGAUGUAACAGAAUAAUCAGUGUUUAAUGUACAUAUCCACCAUUCUGCAAAUCAGCAAAUAUUCUGCAGAUUACAGCCCUAUGGUCCAGACUACGACCUGGAAACAGGUCAGAGUUUAUCCCUCAGAGGUUGGAGUUUUGGAGUCAGCCUGCAGAUUAUCAGCUGUGUCUCCAUGGCAACAGCUUGUUGUUUUAGCUGUGUGAAGUUGUCGCAAAGUGGAUUUAGUGGGUGUGAACGAACUGUCAGGUUUUAGUUUCAUCUACAUGAGAAACUACUGUCGGCCAAACAGUGGGACAGGAUUCUUCCUGGACUCCCCAAUGGGACACUUCCUGUUUCCUGGCACAAUACUUCCUGGACUCUGGGACAGGAUACUUCCUGGACCGUGCUGUACAUUUUACACUGUAAAUGGACUCUGGGACCGGGACUGGGACUGACCCCAUCAGGCAAUAAGAACCCAGACUCGGACCGUCCGAUUUUGAAACGGGAUCUUCCUGCUGACUGAUCGCAGUUUCCGUACUUUUCUUCUUCAUCUUUAAUAUUUCUGAUAGCUGUUUAAUCUCAAUGUCUCUCCUGUGUUUUUGCCUUGUGUGUUUUUCGAGCCUGUGUUUGACCCGUAGUUGUAGUUCUCUGAUCAGAUUAGACUUCUGCAUGCAUGUUAUGAUGAUGAUUGUGAAGAUGUUAUGGUGCUUCGUCUUCAACUCUUUUGUUUUUUUAAAUAAAAACAAGAGGCUGAACUUAAAGUCUGCCACUGAUGAUGUAUGUAAAUGGAGGUCACAGUUUGACCUCUGACCUCCUGAUCUCUGUACAGUUUUUUAGUCUUCUGGGACAUGAUGAAACAGAUUCUAAGCUCUGAUUGGUCGAGCUCUGUUUGUUACUGAACGUUUUUCUACAAGGGAAUAAAAACUUUAAAGGGUUUGUAUAAAGUAUAAAUUCAGGAUCAGUUGUACUGAAGCAGAGAGCUUUCCUCCUGACUGUGUACAGUUUGCUAACAGUGUGUAAAUGUGCCUGUAAAUACCUGUCUGAAGAUGAAGAUGAUGAUGAUGAUGAAGACGAGUCCGUCUGCAAUGGAAAUGUGUUUUUAUUGUGAAGAGGCAGGGGCCAAACAGUUUUUAUCAUGUAAAAAUAAAGUUAUAAUUUUAACAGCU
This is a messenger RNA of Morone saxatilis (striped sea-bass), 4635 nucleotides long. Its product is annotated as plexin-B3-like. The record is from RefSeq and is a predicted model, not a curated record. Gene Ontology annotation, cellular component: semaphorin receptor complex. Gene Ontology annotation, biological process: negative regulation of cell migration; semaphorin-plexin signaling pathway involved in axon guidance; negative regulation of cell adhesion. Gene Ontology annotation, molecular function: semaphorin receptor activity. The transcript has 7 exons. NCBI's taxonomy places the organism in Eukaryota, Metazoa, Chordata, Actinopteri, Moronidae. The coding region runs from base 36 to 671 and encodes 211 amino acids.